AUGAACCAUGAAGACCCACCAGAAAAUAAGCAGCACUGGGAUUGGUCGAGUCGGCACAGCAGGAUUCUCAUUGGCUCCCUCAUCUCCUUAGCAACGGCUGUAGCAUGGGUGUCAUUCAGCGAACUUAUCCAGGAUGCCUUAGCCAAUGAGAAUUUCAAUGCGCCCUUCACCUUGGCCUAUGUCUUCACCGCGUUUCUCAUUGUAUUGUUUCCCGCAUUUCUUUGUUUUGCUCGCAUCUCCAAAUUACGCCCAAUCAAAGAUAUUCUCAGAGAAUGUUUGCAGCUGUACCAAGACAAUGAAGAAUUCAGCCGUCUGCAGUUUCUGUGGAAAUCGUCGGCGUUUUUCCUGGUGUCUAUAUUCACAAUGUACAUCUACAUCCGGGCACUGCAGAGACUGGGAGCCGCCGACUGCACGGCGCUGUUCGCAGCCAAUCACAGCUUUGUUUACUUGUUGUCAUGGAUUAUACUGUUUGAGAAGUUUAUACCAAUGAGGAUCUUUGCCAUGAUUUUCUCUAUCACUGGAAUAGUAUUAUUUGCCUACGUUGAUGGGUUUGGAACCCCGGCCAUGUUUGGAGUCGUCCUGGGGGUCACGUCGUCAGCAGGCGCUGCCGUGUAUAUGGUUCUGUACAAAAAAUUUGUUGGUGAGGCGUCCAGUGCUCAGGCGUCGUUUUUUCUGUCCAUUAUAGGCCUGUUUGCCUUGUUGUUUCUCUGGCCGCUGUGGCUGUUGCUGUACCUGCUGCGGGUGGAGGUGAUCGUGUGGGGUCACGUUCCUUGGGGCAUCAUCAUACCUAGUGCUAUCUUAAUUAUUGUAUAUUCUGCUGCUAAAGAGUGCACCGUACAACUGACGUAUCCGAUGUGUAUCGGCAUGGGCCUGGUACUGGCUAUACCACUGUCUGCAGCUGCUGACACGAUAUGGAAGGGCCGAGAAUUUUCUGGAAUGAAGAUCGCUGCCUUGGUUUUGAUCACCACAGGAGUCUUCCUGAUUCUGCUGCCGGAAAACUGGCAUCAUCACAUCUGCAAACACAUCCGCGCCAAGCCCAGAGACAGCGAGCAACAGAGCAUUGGCCACAGUACAACCCUCAGGAGCAGAUUGAGUCGAACAUCCUACAUGUGA
Candidula unifasciata is the source of this 1113-nucleotide messenger RNA. The record is from the annotation of a GenBank genome assembly. Lineage: Eukaryota; Metazoa; Mollusca; Gastropoda; Stylommatophora; Geomitridae.